Molecule: messenger RNA, 8598 nt
Organism: Porites lobata
Lineage: Eukaryota; Metazoa; Cnidaria; Anthozoa; Scleractinia; Poritidae
Source: the annotation of a GenBank genome assembly
AUGGUGCCUCAAAUCUAUGACCUUGUAAACACCUAUAGACCUGAGUAUAUUUGGUCUGAUGGAGAAUGGGAGGCACCUGAUACCUACUGGAAGAGUAAAGAAUUCUUGGCCUGGUUAUACAAUGACAGGUAUGGCGUAUGCACUGUACCACUCAUAUUUCUUUGAAUAACCACCUAUGGCCUUGGUAAUACUUUCCUCCCCUUUACCUUACCUUCUUAAGGAAAGCCUCUAAUAAUAAUAAUUUGAGUUGAGUGCCUGUAAAAACUAGAUGGAGCUGCGAUAUGUAAGUGCUUUUUUCCACUAUAGACAAAACUUUUACCUUUUAACCUUUUAAAGGUAUACCCUCAAUAGACCUUUUCUACUUGUAUGUUUUAUUUUCCCACUUCAGACCAGGGAAAUUGCUUUUUGUCUUUUGAUGAAUUGUGCGUACAUAUCUUUAUGUAUAUACACUGUAUAUCGAUAGGAUAGCAUUUUGAGAGAAACUUUUCCCCACCCCACCCUCAUCGCCCCCAAUUUCCCCAAAAAAAAAAAAGAAACUACAUUUUCUAAUGGUCCUUCCCUUACCAUUUAUAUCGUAAAGCUGAAAUUUGAGUUGGAAAAUCAAAUGGUUUGCAGCAUUCUGUUUUGGAAGCUUCAGAAAAUAUGGGGCAGAGGGGCCCCAAAUGCUGUAUUAGCUAUAAAGUUCAAAAUUAUGGGCACUGUUGCAUAAAGAUUCCUGAAAAAAUACAGGGAAUCAAUCUUACAAAUAAAGUCGGCAAUAUAGCCAAAUUUACAUGUUUGUUUGUUUGCUUGUUUUUUUUCUCACACAGCCCUGUGAAAGAUACAGUUGUGGUGAAUGACCGUUGGGGCGUUGGCUGCAGGUGUCGCCAUGGUGGCGCAUAUACCUGUGCUGAUCGGUACAACCCAGGUAUUACUAUCCUUCUGCUUUGCACAUUACUGCAGUUACGUGUACAUUACAUGUAUUUCCUUCAAAUCACAUUGUGAACAUUUAAGACCUGUCCAUAAGUAUCCUGGUUUUUAUUAAAAAAAAAAAAAAGAUUUAUAGUUUUUCUCUAUAAUUUCAGUUCCAAAACAUUAUUUUGCCAGGGUUCGCACAGUCUUAAAGAGUCCUGGAAGUUUUGGGGAAUUUUAAAUCUUGAAUUCCAUUUUCCCUUGAAAAGUCUUAAAAUUUCUGUGCAAGUCCUUGAAAAGUCCUUUUGAAUGCUCGCCAACUUUGGAUUGUAGUGUCCUGAAAAGUGUUUUUUAAUACUUUUUGGUUGUGUAGUAGGGGUCUAACGGAUUUCGAUCAUUGCCUUUCAAUUUGAUUCUGUGAAUGUUUCUUAAUUCUUACAACAUUUAGCGGAGCUGCGCGUGGGCGGAGCCCCAUAGCUAAGGAAAUGUCGUAAUCUACCCAUCCGAGAAAAUUUGGUAAUCACGUGACCGUACACCGACCGUCCGUCCGCACCACAGGAAAACCAAUGUUUACUCUCACACUCACUCUAGCUAGUUUGGGAGCCCAAGAGAAAACUAACUGCACAUCAAUGUUGUCAUCAAUUGACAGCUGUCAAAACAGGGUAUCCGCUGACCAGUAUCACCUGACCGUACCGCAGGCACAGUUGUCGACCCAUCGAGGUCGAGUAUUUUUAUACUUUAACCCAGUGUGUCAAUGAUCGUAGGCUCAAGUUUAUUUUUUCCAAUGAUUCAUUUCAAGUAUGUUGUGUUUAUGUCACUAUGGCCCCACACUAUUAGGAUUUUGAGUUCAAAGUGACCUCGGACGCGAAAAUUCAGGCAGUUUUUUCAAAAUACAGGCGGGGAACACCUUUUCUUACCAUGGUCACGCGUUGGUCACGCUCUAUGUCCAGUUUUUAUGCUCUGAUUGGUCAAAAUUUGACAGGUGAGUUCAUGCGGAAAAUUUAUGCAGCAUCUUGAAAGUUGUUUACCUUGACAGCUGAAGCUGACAGAGUUUUGUGUCAACUUCUGAUGUUUUGAUGUACAAAAUGAAAUACAGCUGCUAUCAAGAGUCUUCUGUUAUUCAUGGCUGGUUUGUUUACUAGGUUUUUGGUUGAGAAAUGCGUCGCUUGUCAAAAUUCGGUAAUUCGAUUUCGGAUGGCAUCGUUUUCGUUUUUCACCUUGCUUAAUGCGUAAGGGUGUUUAAAAGUCUCAAGCAACUGUGGCCUUCCUUGAUAGCUUUCAGAAACUGAAUCUUGAAUGGUAAGCCUGAGUAAUUAUUGUAUUUGAUGUUUGUUUUUGUUAUAUCUAAUUUCAUGAAGCACAGUCAAUGCGGCAAGUUUAUGCACGAUUGUAGGAUUUCAGUCAAUGAUCUGACCCAGUAUCAAGUUUGAUAUAAGCUUACAGAACUUUAAAAAGCCUUCAGAUAUAUUUUCUCACCGCACAUAGCGAGAAAAGGUUCCGAAGAAUAUUUAGUUAUAAAUUUGGUUGUAGAAAGAAAACUUUGUGCGAUUUUCUUGCUUCGAGGAGUUCAUCUUUGAAAACAGUAAACACCGCACUGAGAAGCCGGCUUAAAACAUGACUUAAGCUUUACGCUUUAAGACUCGGGAUUUUUAGAGACACUUUAAUACUUGUCUUCGUGAAUGGAAAUUGUUGUCUCUGUAAAUGUUUCACCGAAUUAUAUUUCUUUUAUUGAUUGUUAGUAGUCUUUCUUGCAAUUUUAAUUGCUUGUCCGUGCCGUUUGUUUUCAUCGUUCAUGAACAUCGCUUGUAGGAGCACUCAAAAAUGUCACGCGUAUGAAACGCUUUAUAAGAUUACACAUCGUUAUAACUGAAACCAAUAAAUAAAAGAAAAUAAUAAUAAUAAAUUCGUCAUUAUGUUGAAGCGUAACUCUAUUAAAGUUCAUUCAAACACUCGACCACACUGACAGCUCGCACUAUAGAAAUGAGAACCGGCUAGCCGUAUGGGUGAUUUUGGAAAUUUUUUGAACGCUUUCACUUAAAGCCAACGAUUGCUCGUCCUAAAUAUUACUGAGUGCAAUUUGUCUUGAAAAAUUGUGAAAUACCGCAUUCUGUCCGAGGUCUGUAUGAUAAAUAGUACUGUUUCACCUCAGACGUGAUGUAUAAAAAUUAUAAAAGGUUGGUUUACACACCCCCAGAUUUGUUGGCAAGAAUUUAUAAAGUAAAGCUGUCGAACGCAAGAAAAUACGGCGCGGUUUGUUUUCCAAGAAUUUGUUUUCGAGGCCUAAUCUACUGUGAUGUUGAAUGCGAUCGAUGAUGUUUGCUAUUUUUUGCCUGGCUAAAUCUAUAUAUCACGUAAUGUAAACAACAUGCCACCCUAACCCCUCAAUUUGAGAAUAGUAAGAGGACAGGAGGAUUCACAGUCGCUUGGUCGUUCGUCGCCAUGUUUGAGAAACUGACAAAGCGCAACAUGGUUUGCCUUAUUUAAAAAUUCUCAAGAGGUGGUUGAAGGACAGCAUUUUUACCACGCAACACAAAAUGGCGCAUGAACUGUAAUCGUCUUUGCUCGUCAGUCAAAAACGCACAUUUUAAAGAGCUCUGGAUUCUGAUUUUACAAUAUAAUAACUCACUGAGGGCACCCUGAAUAAGGUAUGCAAAAAUCGAAUCGUGGAAGCAAAGAAUCGUGAACCGAACCGGUCAUAAUCGCGAUUAAUCUAGAAUUUGAUCUGUUUGAUUAAUAAUGGUAAUUGAACUGAGUGGAGUGCAGUUUGGUCUGAAAUCAUACGCGUGAUUUCAAAAUCGAACGAGCGCGCAGCGCGAGUUCAAUUUGAAAUCGCAAGUAUGAUUUCAGACCAAAAUUGCACGACACGAAGUUCAAUUACCACUUUAUUACUUCCAUUUUGAAAUCGCAGAAUUUAGUCAGUACUAAUAUUUUGUUGAUCAAGUAGCCGGUUUGUUAAAAAGCCGAAACAAAAAGGCUUUUACAUCUCCUUUUGUAUUCCAAACAGAAAUGAUGCGAUAUAGAACAAAAAUGGUGCUAUUUAAAACAUAAAUGAUGCGAUUUAGAACAUAAAUGACGCGAUUUGGAACAGAUGCGAUUUAGAGCAAAAAAUGGUGCGAUUUAGGAAUAAAUCACACCGCUGAGAGCCAAUCAGAUUGCACGGAUAGCCAGUGAUUUCAAAGUGGAUGUAAUAAAUCGUUACAUCACUGUUGUCCAAGACAGAAUAUGAAUCAUAGCUCAGAGAUGUAAAAGGUGAUUUACAUCGAGCGUUUUAUGUUGUAUGCAAGAAGUAUCUACAGCUGUAUCAACUUGAGACAAGUGUACUGAAAAAUGUAGAGAAGUUGGUGGAGCAAACAUUUCAAGCCUUAAAGUCCUGUUAGAACGGUUUGGGAAUGUGCGUUUUUGUGCAGUCCGGGAAAAUACAUUCCUGGUACUUGUAGGUGGUCCUUGAAAAGUCCUUAAAAAUGGUUGCAAUUUUUUGUAUGAAUCUGUAUGCUAUCAGUGACCUGUUUCCAUUCUGUGCUUUUCAGUGUUUCUUUCAUUAGGUGUCUUGCAGAAACACAAAUGGGAAAAUGCUAUGACAGUUGAUAAGAAAUCAUGGGGCUAUCGCAGAAACACGGUAUUGUCAGAUUUCCUCACCAUGGAUGACUUGACCUCUAUUCUGGCUUCAGCUGUAAGGUGAGAUAAAAUUCCCUGUAUGCCCGCUUUUCCCCUUCCUGCCUUUAUGGUUUGAUAGAAUCUGUUGCCAUACUUCAGUAAAAAUGCGUAGAAGGUACGCAUGUUAUGCAGUUGUAAAAAGAAAGCCUGAAAAAUCUGAGGCGAAUGUAACUGUAGUCCCACCUCUGCACUGCCAAAUUUCUGUUCCAUCAGUCUUGUAAUUGCUAUUUUGUUUUCCCCUUUUUUGUAAUAUUUGUGGUGGAAAAAUGGACGGCGAAUUGACUCAGUUUGGGGCGAAAGGGCCCUAGUUGGAGGAGAAUAAUAACUGUAGUCCCACCUCUUCAUUUGUAUCAUGUUUUUUGCAAUCGAUCUUGCAAUUGCCAUUUCAGUAUUUUCCCUUUAAUUGUGAUAUUUGUGGUGGUAACAUUGGUGGCGAAUUGAAACACUUUACAGCAAACGAUCCGAAUUAGGGGCGAAUGUAUCUGUAGUUCCACCUCUGCUGUGCCAAUAGACGUUUUUAGUUGGAAGUUUUGUUUUCACAUUUCAGACCACGUGAUGGUACCCCACAGAACUGUUUUUUUCAAAUGUCGUCUUAUGCACGUGUAUCCUCGUGCCUAUGUUUGCAUAAUUAAUAAAAAGACAAAAGCAAUUCCCUGGAGAACAUCACGUGGUCUAAACUAGGAAAACAAAACAUACAAGGUAAAAAGGUGUAUUGUCUAGUGCACUAUCAGUCUUGAAAGGGAACCUCCACUCUUACUACAGAAUAAGUUUAAAUCGAAUAAAAUUAUGUUGAUAAACAAAUUUGUUCGAAAUUUGUCUUAAAAAAAGUGUUUAUAUCAGGAAAAGUGAAUUUUAAAAUCGCUUAUUUUCACUUUCAAAUUUCGCGGGCGCCGCCAUCUUGAAUAAUUGUGACGUGUUACGGUUGCUCUAUUGUUCUGACACAAAGAGCUUUUGUUUAAUAACAAUAGGGCAACCAUUACACGUCACAAUUAUUCAAGAUGGCGACGCCCGCAAAAUUUGAAAACAAAAAUAGGCGAAUCUAAAAGUUAUUUCUUUCGGAUACGAACGCUUUCUUUAAAAAUAUUUUAGAUUGACUUGACUGUAACAGUUAUUUCCUGUGAUUUAAAGUUAUCUUUUUGUUGAAGUGGAGGUUCCCUUGAAUGUGCUAUUGAUUUCACCCUUUUUUGUAAUAGCUGUGGUGGAAAUUUGCUGAUGGACAUUGGACCGACAUCAGACGGUAGGAUCGACCCUAUUUUCCAAGAUCGUCUGGAACAGAUGGGAGAUUGGCUUAAAGUUAACGGCGAGGCCAUAUACGGAACCAAACCCUGGCACACACAGAAUGAUACCUUAACUCCUCAUAUAUGGUAAGCAGUUAUAUCACAGGUAACCCAGGCUCACUAUUUGUAUCACGUACGGGUUUCAUUUAACACGAGUAAAUAUAAAGAGCAUAUGGGGCGAAGUUUAGGUCUGGAAAUUUGCUAGAAAAUGGAAAUAAAAAUCGAUGAAACUUGCCAAAUUUCCAGACCUAAACUUCGCCCCAUAUGUUCUCUAUAUUUACUCAUGUUAUAUGAAACCCGUACGUGUUACAUAUAGUGAGCCUGGGUUACCUGUGGUUAUGUGGGAGAUGUAGUAUAGCUAUUUGCCUUUUCAUAAGACGUUCCUUAGAGGAGCUCUGUCACGAAAUAUAUCAAAAUUUAAACAGUGGGGCCUGCGUUUAAGUUGAGUGAAACAAAAAUAACCGUUCAAAACGUUAAAAGACAUUGACAUCAAUUCAGGGAAACUGAGGUGGUAGAAAUUUCAUUACUGUCUGCGAAUUCACGGCUCAUUACGCAUGCAAGAAUGCAGAGAUGAAUCUGAAAAGGAUUCAACUUUCGAAUAAUAAUGCAGUUUAAUAGAUUUAGGUCUGCUCAGGUCUGCAAAUAUACACCAGAUUGCGGAUGUUGUCCGUCGAGUUGUCUUCUUGCUGGUCUUGCGAUGUUUUUAGACAAUGUUUGGCCGUGAAACGAGUAAAAUGUUCCGCGACAGUUCCGCCAGUCUGUUCUAACUACCAAAACAACUCAACCUUGUCCCCAGGUUUUCUCGGUCAACGGUUGAAUAACCUGUAACCAGGCUGCACUUUUGACGUCAUUUUGACGUCAUCGGUUCAAUAUGACAAAAUUAUUUCCAAAUUUGGUCAACAGCAACUGGUUAUGGUGAAUUAUGCGUGUGAUUUUAACCAAUCAGAAACGGGGAAAUAUUUUGACUGAAUAUUAAAUCACUAAUGGAAUCUUAAACUUACUUUUGGGGGGUACAUAUGCACGCUUGACCUGCCUUGACUAUAACUGGCUAUCAGGGACUCGCUAACGCGUGUAACUGAAACCGUGUUUUCGCAGGUAUACCAGCAAACCAGGUGUUACCUACGCCAUUACUCUGGAGUGGCCUACAACAGGCACGCUGAGUCUUAGUGUACCCAUUACAACAGCGACUACCACUGUGAAUCUGCUUGGCUUGCCUGAUGUGAAAAUCCCUUGGAAGGCUUUAACAAGUCAUAGUGGAAUUAUGAUUUCUGUACCGUCCCUAACUGUCUCUGAAAUGCCCUGCAAAUGGGCUUGGGUUUUUAAAAUGAGCAAUGUUGAGUGAUGGCUAUUUGCGUUAUUUUUCUCAAUUGUUUCUUUCUAAUUUUGUAAAUUCUAAAAACAUCUGGGCCCUGUUGUUCGAAGGUAGAUUAGAGCCAAGCCGGGUUUCUUUUUCUUUUGCUCUAAAGCAGUUUCUCCGAUAAUUUUGAGCAUUUUGAGAAUUCUCUGAACAAAUUGUUCAUAAAGGAAAUUAAACUAAAUUUGGCAUUUUAACUUUCAUAUGCGAAUUCAAAUUUCAGGCAAACCCUGGGUUAUCUUAACCCAGCUUUGAACAACCCGGCUCUGAAGUUUAUUUUUUUAUAUUCCGAACAGUGUCACUGUGGGUGCUGGAGACUUUUCAUGCGUGGUUUCCUGUUUUGCACAGUAAUUUUCAAGGAGUUAUAAUAACUCCUCUAGUGAGGCUAGUUUAACUCCUUACAGUGGAGUUAUUUUGGGGGGAGUUAUUUUAACUCCAAAAAGGAGUUUAAAGAACUCUUUUUCAGGAGUAAAAGUGAUCUCAGAUAUUGAGGAGUUAAAAUAACCCCCAAAAAGGAGUUAUCCUGUACUUAAAAUUUUUACUCCACUUUCAGAGUUAAAUUAGCUCUAAAAAGAGUAAAAACAACCCAUGUAAGGAGUAAAAAUAACCUCAUUUCGGAGUUAUUUUAACUCCAGACUGGGCGUAGAAAGAACUCUUUUUCAGGAGUAAAAAUGACCUCAAAUUCGGAGUUGAAUUAGGAGUUAAAGUAACCCCCAAAAAGGGGUUAUCCUGUACCUAAAAUUUUUACUCCAUUUUUGGAGUUAUAAUAACUCCAUAAAAAUUACGGUGUGGUUAAGUCUUUAUACUGACCCGCGUGAAAAGUCUUCUUCUUGCGGCCUCGCUGCUUGUGGAUUCGGCAUGCGACUGAUCCUGAAGCAUCUCCGCCGCACUCAAUCGCCGCACGCGAGAAAAAAAUCCUCUGGUAUACUGGCUAGAGUGGUUUAGAAACUCACCUUUUCUAUAAUUUUUUUUGUAGUUUUGAUAUCCUAUCGGAUUAGUAGCUAUAAUCAAAGCUCGCCCCUAAGCGACUAGCUCUAAUUACGUCCACGAUUGUGAAACCACGUUUGAAACAUGAUGAAAAGCUCUUAUAAGCGACCGUCCCGGUUAACGACGGUCACCACCUAUGGUAAUUGCCGAACAGUCUAUGCCAUUUUUUAUCAGGCUGCUUUAAGCGGCCACUCAUUCAUUCUUAUUCAUAAAAAGGAUUAAGUGUUGUAUUUUGGCUAGCCUGCGUAGCAAGCGUUUCCAAUCGAGUUAUUUGCGCGAAACUGAAAGUUGGGGAGCCUGGCAGUUCUAACGACUUUCGUUUUUUCUUUCUUUUUCAAAUUUCGUGUAGUUACUUUGUCUGUGACAAAGGGUUAGCGUAGAGAUUUGCCUGUUAAUGUCUUGUUAUAAACUUGUAGACUCUAAAUAAACAACGGC